Molecule: messenger RNA, 1067 nt
Organism: Impatiens glandulifera
Lineage: Eukaryota; Viridiplantae; Streptophyta; Magnoliopsida; Ericales; Balsaminaceae
Product: 3-oxoacyl-[acyl-carrier-protein] reductase FabG-like
Exons: 3
Coding region: 42-887 (281 amino acids)
Molecular function (GO): oxidoreductase activity
Source: RefSeq, a predicted model, not a curated record
CAAAAACAUUUCUAAGCCAAUUUCCAAUAAGUCUCUUCUAAAUGGCUAAUAAUGUAGUUUCCGACCACCUCGAGCCAUGGCGGUCCUUGGCCGGAAAGGUUGUUAUGGUGACCGGUGCCUCAUCUGGAAUCGGUUGGGACAUAUGUCUUGAUCUGGCUAGCGCCGGUUGUAAGGUCAUCGCCGCCGCUCGCCGGAAAGAUCGUCUUCGUUCGAUUUGCGAUAAGAUGAAUGGCGAUCAAUCUUCUGAAGAACCACGGGCGGUGGGGAUUGAACUUGACGUGAGUGCAGAUGGACCGUCGAUUAAGUCUGCUGUAAAACAGGCAUGGGAAGCAUUUGGAACUAUUGAUGCUGUAAUUAACAAUGCUGGAGUUAGAGGCACUGUUAAAAGCUCUCUAGAUUUGUCCGAGGACGAAUGGGAUAGUACAAUGAGAACAAACCUAACGGGAACUUGGUUGGUUUCGAAGUACAUUUGUUCUCACAUGCGAGAUGCUAAAAAACAAGGAGGAUCAAUUAUCAACAUCUCUUCAAUUGCUGGUCUUAACCGCGGACAAUUGCCAGGGAGCGUUGCAUAUACAUCUUCAAAGGCUGCUGUCAACACAUUGACAAAGGUAAUGGCAUUGGAGCUCGGGGAAUUUAACAUAAGAGUGAACUCGAUAAAUCCAGGCUUGUUCAAAUCUGAGAUCACCCAAGGACUGAUGGAGAAAGAAUGGAUCAAUAACAUAGCUUUGAAAACUAUACCUCUAAAAUCAACAGGAACUGUGCAACCGGACUUGACAUCUCUUAUAAAAUACCUAAUUCAUGACUCUUCUGCCUUCGUAUCUGGAAACGUGUUCAUCGCAGAUGCUGGCGCCACUUUACCUGGUGUACCUCUCUUCUCGUCGCUUUAAAAGGCGAUGUCUAUCGAAAAAUACAUUUAUAAUUAAGGAAUUUGAUUAAAUUAGUAUCAAUUUAUUUGGGAUUGAUAGCUAGUAAUAUUAUUGGAAAAUGACAUUAAUAAUUCAGGAAUUUGAUUAAACUAGGAUCAUUCAUGUUGUGAUUGAUAGUUAAUAAUAUUGUUGAUUAUUGAA